CCUCGGGGCUGGGUUCCUACCUCUGGUUUUAGUUUCGGUUCCCUCUCGUCGCUGCAGCCAUGGCAAAAGCUGGGGAGGGAUGUGGAGGGCCUGGCAGCCUGGAGGCCGAGCUGACCUGCCCCAUCUGCCUGAGCGUGUACCAGGAGCCGGUGUCGCUGGGCUGUGGGCACAGCUUCUGCCGGCCGUGCCUCGAGGAGGUGCUGGGAACGCAGCAGAGCUCCCAGGGCCUCUCGACCUGCCCCACAUGCAGGGCCUCCCUGGAGCCUGGAGUGAAGCUGCAGAAAAACUUCAAGCUGGCCAACAUCGUGGAGGCCUUCCAGGCCACCGCUCCCAAAGGACAAGAGGCUGGAAAGAAAAGCCUCCAACAGGGCAAAGGCUCCAAGAAGGGGAAGACGAGUGUGGUUCCCUGUGAGUACUGCCUGGAUGGGUCCCAGCCGGCCGUGAAAACCUGCCUGGUGUGCGAGGCGUCCCUGUGCCAGGCCCACCUGAGCAAACACAACGCCAAGGGUUUCAAUCAGGGCCACGUCCUGGUGGAGGUGGGAGCGGGCAAGGCGGAGGAGAGGAGAUGCCAGGAUCACGGCAAGCUGCUGGAAUGUUACUGCCUGAGAGAGGAGACGUGCAUCUGCAUGCUCUGCUCCAUCGCCGGCGCCCACAAGGGCCACGAGGUCAUCACCAUGAAGGAGGCACGCGACCAAGAGCUGGUUAAACUCUCCAACAUCAUGACAGAGCUGCAGGAAUCUAAAAAUUACUUAGUUACUGGCCUAGAAGAGCUUCAGAAAAGUGAGAAUCAGAUCAAGACCAAUACCAAAACACUGACAUCUCAGCUAGAAGAGCUGUUUAAAAAAAUAAAGACAGAGCUUGAUAAGAAAAAGAGGGUGAUCCUGAGAGACCUUCAGUAUAAUGAGGAAGCAGACCUGGCAAUCAUUGCUGACAAGAGGAAGAAAAUGGAGCAGAAGAGAGACCAGGCUGAGCAGAAUCUUCAGGCUUUGCAGAAGAGAAAAGAGCAACCAGAUAUUUUCCUCUUCUUCAAAGAUCUGAAACUGGUCACAGACAGGAUUGCCAGUCUGAAUCUGUACCCUGAGCAUGUGUAUGUGGAGGAAGUGCAGCUGGAUCAGAACUACACCAUGAGCCAGUUUGAAAGGCAGAAGCAGAGUUUUAUGUGGCAGCUGGACUGCCUGCUGCGGGACGUGCGCGUUAGAACUUGCCAACUAAAUGAAGAGCAGCAGCUUCUGUGUCUAAUAACUCCCCAGAAUGAAAACAUCAUGUAGGAGGAGCAACAUACAUACUUGUUUGAGAAUUUUGAUUCCCUUAGGCCCAGACCUAAGAGAGACAUGAAAAACAUGUCAGAACUGAGAUGGAAAGAAAAACUUAAAUAUUAUCCAAAAUUACCUCUAAUGAUGAGAACCUGCCGUGUGUUUUGAUCUCCCCUCCUACCUUGCAUUCAAAUCAAUUCCAUAACAUGUGAAAAUUUUUUUAUAAGUGCUAAGAAUUAAUAGGAACAUAAUAAAAUCUCCACCUGCUGCUGCAUUGAAAACUGUGGACUGUAUCAUCUCAUGGGUCCAAUUAUACUUUUGUACAAUGAUUUGUGAUGUUUUUGUCACUAUGUGGCUAAAUAACCAAAUAAAUGGCUCUAGAUACACAUAAGCAAGGCUGGAGGAUUUCAUACCAGCACCAGGAAUUAGUUGUUGAGAGCAUUUUUUGUGGGUAGACUCCUGAGAAAUCAAGGCUGAAGUUCUCUGUGCUUUUACAGGACUUGUGGCUA
Molecule: messenger RNA, 1762 nt
Organism: Ficedula albicollis (Collared flycatcher)
Lineage: Eukaryota; Metazoa; Chordata; Aves; Passeriformes; Muscicapidae
Product: E3 ubiquitin/ISG15 ligase TRIM25-like
Exons: 8
Coding region: 60-1268 (402 amino acids)
Molecular function (GO): zinc ion binding
Source: RefSeq, a predicted model, not a curated record